AUGAACAAACACAUUAGUACCGACAAUCCCCCCAGACUUAACUUGCACCGUCCCUGUGAUACCCCGUCUCAAGGCCUAAAACAUCCCAAAGGCCGGGAUGGGAAGAUCAAGGCUCUGGGAUUGGAAGACAAAGGAGUGAGAUUCACUCUAGAGCUACUUGGGGAAGAUAAGGAUGAGCUAGACCAGUAUGGAGAAGACACUCAGCUACUCAGAUGGAGCCAAAACCGUACGGGCCAAUCAUGUAGCAACAUCCAGCUACUGAAUGAAGACGAAGCAAGCCUAAACCAAUUGGGCAACGACACCAGCUUCUAA
Messenger RNA from Microthlaspi erraticum, 312 nucleotides. NCBI's taxonomy places the organism in Eukaryota, Viridiplantae, Streptophyta, Magnoliopsida, Brassicales, Brassicaceae. The record is from the annotation of a GenBank genome assembly.